Molecule: messenger RNA, 1874 nt
Organism: Aethalodelphis obliquidens (Pacific white-sided dolphin)
Lineage: Eukaryota; Metazoa; Chordata; Mammalia; Artiodactyla; Delphinidae
Gene: TNIP2
Product: TNFAIP3 interacting protein 2
Exons: 7
Coding region: 25-1377 (450 amino acids)
Biological process (GO): positive regulation of canonical NF-kappaB signal transduction; toll-like receptor 2 signaling pathway; toll-like receptor 3 signaling pathway
Molecular function (GO): K63-linked polyubiquitin modification-dependent protein binding
Source: RefSeq, a predicted model, not a curated record
ACCCGGUCGGCCAGGCCCGCAGCCAUGUCGUCUGGGAACGCGGGGUCUGGCGGGCGGGAGGGCGCCCCGCGCGCCGCUGCCGCGCUCUGCGGCCUGUACCACGAGGCGGGGCAGAGGCUGAGGCGCCUGCAGGACCAGCUGGCCGCCCGGGACGUCCUCAUAGCGCGCCUCCGCGCCCGUCUGGCCGCGCUCGAGGGGGACACGGCGCCGUCGCUCGUGGACGCGCUGCUGGAGCAGGUGGCGCGCUUCCGGGAGCAGCUGCGGCAGCGGGACGGCGGCGCCGCGGAGGCCGCGCUGCGCCAGAAGCUUCUCGGUUCCUGGGGUCCAUCCCUCCUCGUGAGCACGCAGGAGGAAAUCGAGAGACUUUCCGAGCAACUAGAAGAAAAAGAGAGGGAGACGAAGCAGCUGAUGAGCCAGCCGGAGCGGGAGCAGAAGGAAGUGGCCCUGCUGAGGAGAGGCGCGGCCCAGAAGGGGCGGGCCCCGGCCGCCAGCGACAUCCUGUGCCGCUCCCUGGCCGACGAGACGCAUCAGCUGCGCAGGACGCUGGCCGCCACCGCCCACAUGUGCCAGCACCUGGCCGAGUGUCUGGAUGCACGCCAGCGCGCAAAGGGGGACGCGGGGGAGAGGAGCCCCGAGCCAGCGCCUGCAGAUGGGGACGGCUCUGUCCACGCAGUUGUUGCGAAGUUACAGGAGGAGAAUCGACUGUUGAAGCAGAAGGUGACUCACGUGGAAGACCUCAAUGCCAAGUGGCAGCGCUACGACGCCAGCAGGGAUGAGUACGUGAGGGGACUCCACGCACAGCUGAGAGGGCUGCAGGCCCCCCUCGAGCCUGAGAGGCCCUCCCCGCCCGAGCUGAUGAGGAAGGAGAUCUCCCGGCUCAACACACAGUUGGAGGAGAAAAUCAACGACUGUGCAGAAGCGAGGCGGGAGCUGGAGGCCGUGAGGAGGGCCCGGGACGCCGCGCUGGAGCGGGUGCAGAUGUUGGAGCAGCAGAUCCUCGCGUACAAGGAUGACUUCACGUCGGAGAGGGUUGACCGGGAGCGGGCUCAGAGUAGGAUCCAGGAGUUGGAGGAACGGGUGGCCUUGCUGCAGCGCCAGGUACCCUGCAAACAGGAUCCUCGAGAGCCAGGCUCUUGCCGGGUUCAUACUGGGGGCAAAACUCCCGGGUACUUAGAGACUGACGCUUCGGAGCUCGUGGCACCCGGUGGCUGGAGGCCUGGGAUGGGAUCCCAGCGGCCAGAACUCCCCGCAGAGGGCGGGAGCCCCGGAGCGACCCAGAGAGGCCAGGGGGACCUGCAGUGCCCUCACUGCCUGCAGUGCUUCAGCGACGAGCAGGGGGAGGAGCUCUUCCGGCACGUGGCUGACUGCUGCCAGUGAGCCCUGCUGGCCAGCGGCCCGGGGCCCGGGGGUGCUCCCAGCACGCAGCAGCGAGACGCGGGGCCCCCAGAACAGGCUGGGGGUGAUUCUGAGCCUUCCCCUUGGUCCCCCUUGGGUCAGGGGGCACUUCCGGUGGGGCUGGAGGGAGAGGUGGGGUUGGGAGCAUUCGUGCCCAGGAGGGCUCAGCCUCGCCUCUGGUGUGGAGUUUGACGUCCGAAGCUGUCAGUCAGGCUGAGGCCGUGCGAGACAUGGCGCGGGGUUCUCCCGGGCCCGCAGGACAGACCUGUCCCAGCCGCACCUGGGGAUGCUGCAGGUCACUGGGACAAGGUGGCUGCCCGUGGGAAGUGCGCCCACGCCCACCAGGAGGCGUGCACAGCUGAGCACUGUGCCUGCGCCGAAAUAAGGCUGCACUGCAAGAGUGGGUGCUGCAUAUCCGGAACUUAAACGUGUUUAUGUCACAUUACUUAUUUUUGUAAUAAAUGCACUUGCUACAGCGA